GGACGAUAAGGAAACAACUGAGAUGUAGAUAAUUCGAAAUGUUGUUUUGGUUAACAUAAUUUGUUCCCAACCAUUUCUAAAAUGGGAGGAAAGGACUCAAAGCUAGCAUUUAUUUCUUAUGAAGAUGCUGUAAAGCGAGUGAGUGAAAAUGAAUGUAAACGUCUCAAGGAAGCCUUCAAGCGAGCGUCCACCCUGAAUGGACUUAUGACAGAGAGUCUCUUUAUCAGAGAGGUCUUAUGGGAUGGUGUACCUCCAAAACUUGCACAGCUAAUUUACCAAGGAUGUGGUGGCAGCAACAAAGGUCUUUCCUUCAAAGAUCUUGUCUGUGGACUCGUCGUUUUGACUAAAGGAACACGGGAAGAAAAAAUCAAACUGAUCUUUGGGAUGUAUGCUGAUGAGAGUUACAGUUAUGUUCAGAAGGACGAGAUGGAUCGACGCGUGCUGGAGACUGAGGGGCAGGUGUCGCCCGCACUCUCCACGCUCUUCAGGGAGAGCGAUCAAGUGAACUUUGAGACCUUCUACCAGUGGGUUCGCAUUCAUCCUGAUGCAACAAUAAUAACAAGAUGGCUGCUAAUGGAACAGAGUGCGAUAUCGCUGUCAAACGACAUGGAGACACCCACUUUUUAUCAGACUCUGGCAGGGGUUACACACUUGGAAGAAACCGACAUAAUUGAACUCGAGAAAAGAUACUGGAUUCUGAAAGCCCAGUCUAAGAGUGGAAGAUUUGAUCAAGAAACCUUUAAGUCAUUUGUAACUCCCCCAUUACCUGAUGUUCUUACUGAAGGUCUUUUCCUUGCCUUUGAUGAAAACCGAGACAAUCACAUAGAUUUCAAAGAAAUGGCGUGUGGUAUCUCAGCGUGUUGUCGGGGUCCUUCAACAGAAAGGCAGAAAUUUUGUUUUAAGGUGUUUGACAAGGAUCAUGAUGGCAAACUGAACAGCAAGGAUAUAACUGAGAUGAUGGAAGCUCUUAACGUUGUACUUGACGAGUGCAAGUCACUUGCAGCAGUUGAAAUUGAAAACAUGCCCAAGUUGGACCCCGAGGUAGUAACACAAGAGAUCUUGUCUAGUCUGGAUACUGACAAGGAUGGUUGUAUUACAAUGGAGGAGUACUUAGUUUGGACGGUGAAAAAUACACUGACAGAUGACUUUCUCAAUCUACUUACACAGAUAUGUCAUGUUGUACUUGGUUUAAAACCACAAACCAGAGAGGAAGAGGGGAGAAUAAUUCAAUGUUGGUUGGAGCGCGAGUCCCGGAAGCCGCUCCAGGUUGGCCAGGUUUGGUACCUUAUCUCCAUGCAGUGGUGGAACACGUGGCUGGAAUAUGUCAACGGAGAUAUGUUUGACAUUCAAAGUCCACAAAACGUCUCCAAACAGAAACUAGUGAAGACGAAGGGCACGAACGGCGCACUGGCCUGGGAGGACGAGUCUGUAAUAAUGGUGAACCACCACAGGAUGAACGGUGGCGGAGACCGCGGCGAUCGUGAACCGCCGCAUCAGAACCACCACCCGCCAUUCAUCCACUCGGGCAGCCCAUACAACAGUCUGCAGAGACGGUCACGGAGUCCACGCAAAAACAGCCUGAACCCGCUGGAAAACGUGGUUGCGUCCAAUCGCAGUCCAAGCCCCUCCCCGACGAUGAAGAGGAAGCACAUGAUCGGCCCUCCUCAGAAGCCGGUUGCCAUCGACAACAAUUCUCUGGUGAUGUCCAACACAUACAAGGUUACCACUCUGACUAACGAAGGAGGUCGCCUGAAACGUGAUGUGAUGCUGGUACGAGGAAAAGACUUUGAACUGGUUCCAGAACCGGUCUGGCGGGCUCUAUCUAGCUGGUAUGGUGGCGCUCCAGCACUUCCGAGAACUGUGAUAAUGUCUUCAGUAGGAGAUCCCCACCCAGAACUGGAGCUGUACCCAGUCACUGUACGACUGCUACGACAUCAGCUCCCCAGUCAGCGACCCCCUCCACCCACCACCUUCACGGGCAUGAUGGCCGGAAUCGGAGGAAUGGCCAUGAGUUUUGCAGCUAGCCCAACCAUUCCACGCAGAAACCUUGCUUAUGUAGCAGCUUUCAGCCGGAAACACACAUUACAACAGAUAUACGAUUUCCUGUGUACAAAACUAAGGUUUUCUCGGGAAGACAUUCACCUUUGGAAAAUCAGUCCCAAAGAUGAGCAAAACCUCACCUUGCUGGACGAUGAGUGUGUGACUGUUGAGGAUGCUGGAAUUGAAGAAGGCCAACAGAUUUUAAUUGAAGUGAGGAACAAGGACCUGACGUGGCCAGAGGAGAUGUCUCAACUCGCCAAAAACAAAACAAUGAAGAAGGAUGAUGUGCCAACUGAGAGAGGGGCUACAGGUCUAAACAAUUUAGGAAACACGUGCUUUAUGAAUGCAGCAUUGCAGUGUGUAUCCAACUCAACUCCUCUCACUGAGUACUUUAAUGGUGGCCUCCAUCUCUUUGAGUUAAACAGAACAAACCCAUUAGGAAUGAAGGGUCACAUAGCACAGAGAUAUGGCGAGUUAGUGAAGGAACUUUGGAGUGGUACAACUAAAACAACAGCACCUCUUAAAUUCAGAUGGACCAUUGGGAAAUAUGCACCCCGGUUUAAUGGCUUUCAGCAACAUGAUUCUCAGGAACUUCUCAGCUUUCUACUUGAUGGCCUUCAUGAAGACUUGAACCGGGUCCAUGACAAACCGUAUGUGGAACUGAAAGACAGUGAUAUGCGGCCUGACGAAGAGGUGGCAAGAGAGGCCUGGGAUAAUCAUUUGUUGAGGAACCAGUCUGUGAUUGUCGAUCUCUUCCACGGACAACUCAAGUCCAAGGUGAAGUGUCAGGAAUGUGGCCACGUCAGUGUGCGCUUCGACCCCUUUACAUACCUCUCUCUACCUCUACCCAUGGACAGCUGUAUACACUUGGAAGUUAUAGUGAAUCGUCUUGCUGGUUCUGUGCCCACGAAGUACGGUCUGCGACUGAGCAUGGAUGAGAAGUACCGGGCUCUCAAGAAGGAGCUCAGCCUGUUGUCCGGCAUCCCUGCCGAUGAUCUUCUCUUUGUCGAGGUGCUCGGGCCCAUUGUUAAGACGCUCCCUCAGGAUAAUCAAAAGAUUCGCACUCUGCUUGGUGGAACACUGUAUGCCUAUGAGCUGCCACCUACCCCAGAAAUCAAAUCUCUGUCCGCAGAAGAAGAACAUUCCAGUAGAGUUAGCAAGGAAAGCAUCGGGCUGAGUGAGAUUCAGAGAGGUUUAACGUCAAAGCGCAGUCAGAUGUGCAGUCCGGCCAAUGGCAGUAUUCCGAACGGUGUUCCACCGCAGCUGGAAGUGUCUCCUGCUGAAACCGACUCUCCCUCCCACUCGCGUAGUCCGAGCAACCCGGGAACCAUCGCAGACACCUUGUCCAAAUCGGUGGACAACAAUCUCUUCAACGGAUUUGUUAUUGGAGUCCAUCGCAAAAUGGUUUUGAUGGAUGUCUAUUUUCUGUCGUCUCAAAAGACUCGACCGAGUUUGUUUGGCACCCCUAUCAUUAUCCCCUGCCAGGAGACGACAACCAACCAGGAACUGUAUCAGUUCGUCUGGCUGCAGGUCUCCCGGCUAGUCAGUCCCUUACCACCAUCAGAAAGCAAGGCAGCCAACCAUGCACAAGACUGUGAUGACAGUUUAGGAUACGAGUAUCCCUUUACACUAAAGGCCGUACAAAAGGAUGGUUUUACAUGUGCAUCAUGCCCAUGGUACAGGUUUUGCCGAGGCUGUAAGGUGGAAUGCAGUACUGAUCUCUUUAACUUCGGUGGAUCUUUCCUGGCAAUCGACUGGGAGCCAACCGCGCUUCACCUUCGGUACCAGACAACACAGGAGAGGUUUUUCGAGGAGCACCCGAGCGUGGAAGAGAGUAGAAGGAAGCAGACAGAACCGAUAGAUCUUGACACGUGUCUGCAGGCAUUUACCAAGGAAGAAGACUUGGAUGAGGAUGAUCUCUACUUCUGCUCCAAGUGCAAGAAACACUGUUUGGCAAACAAGAAACUGGACAUCUGGCGUCUGCCUCCAAUACUGAUAAUUAAUUUGAAGCGAUUCCAGUUUUUGAAUGGCCGGUGGGUGAAAUCUCAUAAAAUUGUGAAAUUUCCUAUUAAAGACUUUGACCCCACCCAUUACUUAGCCCCACGGUCAUCACCAAAGGAAACAACAGAUGUGUGUGGAGAACCGGGUCAAGACUUGUGUUCUGAAAAUGAGAGUUCCUUGAAGCAUAAUGAAUCUGAUGGUGUGUCUGAAGCAAAUGAAAACACCAAUAGCAGCAAACCCACAUGUCCUGUACAGACACAAGAUGAUACAGACGACUACUCAGCGGGGCGGUAUAAUCUCGUCUCUAUGUCGUGUCACACAGGUAUUCUAGGGGGAGGCCAUUAUGUUGCAUAUGCAAAGAAUCCCAACGGUAAAUGGUAUUGCUACAAUGACAGCAGCUGUAAGGAAAUACCAGAACUGCAGCUGGACACCAAAUCAGCCUACAUUUUAUUUUACGAGCGUGAAAACAUUGAUCUCAACAAGAUAAUGCCGGAUGUGACUGGGAAGGAACCAGACAUGACGGAAAUUGAUGAUGAAUUUGAAUCCGAUUUCAAAAAAAAUUGUGUUUUACAAUGACAGACUGAGAGGUGCUUUUUUUAACUACACGAGAACACCACAGAAAAGUAUUACAAUAGACUUGCAUAUUUUGCUCUAUGUUCAGUGUUCUAUAUAUUCAUUGAGACUGUUUGACUGUCAGGAAUUCAGUUGAUAGAUGAGGGUGAACUGUGUCAUGUUGUUAAGAUAAUAAUUUUGACUACAAAAUGUGUUUACUAUUAAAUCUUAGUGUUUGAAAGUAGUAUCAUAAUACUAUAAUUAUUGUUAUUACUCAGUAGUUUCUGAAUUGCUUUCAAGGUACAUUGGUCAAAUGGUUAGUAAUUGUGAAUAUAUUUAAAAAAAAAAAAAAAAAAUCUAUUUCAAAUAAUGAUUUUAAAAGUAUUUUAACAUCACUGGUGAGAUACAGUUUUCUUAUUAAUAAAUAUGUUGUUUGUUUUCUUUUUUUAAAGUUAACAGUCUGUUGUAUGCCCUAUUGAUGUUACUAUAACAAAGCUAGAUAGUUAGCCAAAGGUCUAAAUUUAUAGAAGGAAAAUAUAUCUUAAUAAGUGUAUUUAAUUUAGUAAUACAUUAGUCUAGCUAUAAAUUCAGUUUUAUUUUUUUAAGAUUAAAUACAGCAAAGUAAGAAAGUGUAAACUUUUCAAGGCUUUGCUCUUUAACAUAACAUUUAUUUAAAUAAAGCUUUUAUAUACGACUUUUAUAAAUGAUACAGAAAGCUUAAUACUGUACUUUGAAGCGAGAGAGAAUUUGGUUGUGAGUAGGUGUUCAUCAUGUAUGUAAUUCAAUUUAUGUCAUGAUUGAGCCUGUCAGCUUUUCCAGAUAACAGAAUUUCUUGUUACAUUCCAUGAAUGGAGCAUUGUUUUCGUUGUUCCACAUAGCGAUGUUUUUCUCCAUGGACUUCUAUCUGCUAGAUGAAUGAAGAUGCAGUUUAGCUGCAUCCCAUUCUGUUAAUUACCAAAGUAUUACCUUUAAAUUAGUAUCAUCAUCUACCAUCAUUUCAAAGAAAUAAUUAUGCAAGGUUUCUUUUUUAAUCUUUUAUAAGUGAAAUUUAACAGUUUGUGAAGUUGUUUUGUUUUGUUAUGAUUUUAUAGGUUUGGUUCUUUUUUCACUACUUGAAAAUAUUUAUCAGCCCACCGACUAAUAUUAGACAUUGUGAAAAGUGAAUAUAUAUAUAUAUUAUAUAUAUAUGUAUCUGAAUGUGCCAUGGCUGUAAAUAAGAGGUGAAGACUAAUAAUUAAGACAGCAUUGCUAGUCCUAUGCUUUAAAGGUAACACAACCACUUUGUUACAGUCCUGGGCCCCGUUUUACGAAGCUAUCAUAGCACAAAGAUCACCUAAAGUGUAUAAUGUAGCACGGCCCUUAUGGUGAUCUUAGAGCUAAGAUCGCUUAGUGGAAUGAGGCCCUGGUAUUAUUCAUGUUAUGUUUAAUUAAAAAUAACAUAAAUUAUCCCCCCCCCCCCGUUGAAUAUAUGAAUGUUGAAUGAGUCUAGGAGGGAUAUAUAUAUACUAGUGAUGUAAUUAUGGUUUAAAACUAGAUGUGAUGGGAUUCUUAUUUCAGUACCGUGAGUACAUUACUUGACUUGAUGGAAGGUGUUCGCUACAUUCCCCCAGUUGUUUCAAAAACCAAUAUAUCAAAAGUUAUUUUACGUGUUGAUUGAUCCAUUUUGUUUUUUACACAAAUUUCAAAAAUGGUCUAUGUUCAUCACAUAAAACUUGAUAUUCGUCUUUUUGUUUAGUACAGAAUUCAUAUAUUAUGUUGUUUUCUUACUUUGCUGAUUUAUUAAGAUUUCAUGUGGUUGUGUUAUUCUGUAAAAUAUAAGACUAAGAGAAAAUUUUGUUUCAGAUUUUCAUUAUUAUUAAUUCCCUAACCCAGUUAACAACCACUGUUACUCUUCACCAUGGGUAUAUGCUUUGAAAUUGUCAUUUAGAUAAAAUUGUAGCUUAAUUUCAGAGAGCUUAACUAAUAUGAAUUGUGUCAUUGGAUAAAUUGAGCUCUUUUUUUAACCCAUUCAUUGGUUGUUUUUCAAUCCCAACCAGUGGACCUAUGUCUAGUACAUCAAAGGCCAUGGAAUGCUUUUGGGAAAAGUGCAUAUUACAGGGGUGGGAAUUCACCUCGGAUCAGCUGUUUUCUCUCAUGGAACAUUGCGUUUCCUCGCAUUUUAAUCGUUCUUUCCUCCAAAAUGUGUUAAAUGGCACAGAUUUUAACCUAGGAUUUAAAGAAUUUCUGUGAACCCUCUAGAUUUCCUCUUUUUUACAGUUCAGUUCCCACCCUCGAUAUUAAAAACCCUUUGCUGCUGUUUGGUAGGGGUAUCCUAUCUGGUAGUACUGUUUCCUUUCUCUUAAAAAGAGAGGGCAGGGUUUAGUUCGGCUGGUAGAGCACUCACCUAGGUGCCAGGGUCUUGGGAUUGAACCACCUCAGCGGACCCAAUUGACUUUUUCCCACAACAACCAAUGUCCCAUUACUGGUAUGUGUUCUCAUGCCUGUGUGAAAGUGUCUAUAACAGAUCCCUUGCUGUUAAGGGAAAAAUGUAGCGGGUUUUUAAUCUGAUGACUACAUGUCAAAAUUACUAAAUAAUUGACAUCCAAUAGCAGAUGAUUAAUUAAUUGGUGUGCUCUAGUGAAGUUGUUGGACAAAACAAACUGUAACUCUUAAAACAGUGUCCAAACAAAAAGUUUAACCUCAAAUGGCUUUAGUAUAAAAUGUGCUUUAAAAUUCUUUUCUUUUUCUAGACCAACCAUGUGUGUUAAACAUAUAAUAGCUGGUGAUUAAACUUUUGAGAUGUCAUUAAACAAACGUCUCUUUUUGUUGCACCUUUACAAAGUAAAAAGUCAACAUAUCGUUCCUUAUUUUCUGAUGGUGAUGGCACCCAUAUUUGUGUUUAGCUCAAUAGCUCAAGUAUGUUACACAUGUAAUAGCUGGUGAUUAAACAGUGUUGAGAUGCCAUUAAACAAACUGUUUAACAUCUCUUUUUUUUCUCACUCUUACAAGGUAAAAAGGCAACAUAUAGUUACUGCUUAGCUGACAAUGAUGGCAAUAACAUGUGCGUUUAUCUCUAUCAAUGAAAUUUGGGUUAUAGUUCAGCUCAGUAAAAAACAAAUUAGAAAUUUAUUAAAUUGGGAAACUUUUAUGUUGAUGGUGACUGCCCAGUAUAGCAUGCAAGGUCAAUAGCAAUGUGGCUGUGUUAACUUUAUUUACAGUGAUGUAAUAAUGAAAAUCUGAAACACGAUUUUCUCACCUUCAAUGCAGUUUGUAUGAGUAGAAAACUAAUAGUGUUGCAGUGCUUGUGAUCUUUCCAUUUAUGUAUAAACUAUAUAAUUAUGUAUAUAUACAAGAAAUGUAGUAAAACGUAGGAAUGUCUUUUGUUUAUAAGCUGUACUAGUUGCAUAUGGGUGUAAUCUGAACGAGUGAUAUCUGGAGUCCAAAAAAAUGGCAGUGGGCAUGUGUAAAUUGUUUUAAUUUUUUGUUAUAAUCUUGUAUAGUUCAUCUGUGUGAAAUCCCUCUGUAUUUAUCUUAUGAAUAUUCAUCAUCAGCAUCAUUCCUUCUUCUGCCUCCAUUGGCUGUAGACUGUUUUCUAAAGAGGCAUCAUGUUUGAUUAUAUAUUAAUUAUAUGUAUAUUGUUGUCAUAUGUAAGUAUAUAAAUAUAUAUAUAUAUAUUGGGUGUUUUCAGAAUCACAUGUUUAAGAGGUAGUUUGUCCAUUUCUAAUCUUCAUCUUUGUGUGUGCAUUUUAAUUGUAUAUCAUUACAUAUUAUAAAUGCAUGAUUCCUGUUUUGAAAAAUAGUUCAGGUGAGUGUGAAGGCACUGCAGGUGCAAUUCACAAUAAAAUAAGAAAAAUAAAGCUGUGAGUUGUACAAA
Messenger RNA from Gigantopelta aegis, 8446 nucleotides. RefSeq names its product ubiquitin carboxyl-terminal hydrolase 32-like. Bases 82 to 4617 code for a protein of 1511 amino acids. The record is from RefSeq and is a predicted model, not a curated record. The transcript has 34 exons. Lineage: Eukaryota; Metazoa; Mollusca; Gastropoda; Neomphalida; Peltospiridae. Gene Ontology annotation, cellular component: Golgi apparatus. Gene Ontology annotation, molecular function: calcium ion binding; cysteine-type deubiquitinase activity. Gene Ontology annotation, biological process: protein deubiquitination.